AUGGUGAAAGACAGCGGUGCACCGGCGAAAGAUGGGCCAAAUCCAACCUGCAUGCGGUUAGAGCUUGAGGGGAGCUCAGACCUGGUGAAAUUGGCGAAACUCAUGAGGCAGAACAAGUCUGUUACCGACGUAGACGUUUGUGUCCAUCACACUUUUACACAGACACCAAGAUUAGACACAUUGUCUUUCUUGGAGAGAAUUGGCUAUUCGUUGAAACGUCUGAGGAAGCUAGAGUUUUAUCCAGGCACUGGAAACUACAAUGUUGUCCCGAUCACCACAUUGGGUGCAGCCUUGAGGCUUGCCACCAAACUCGAGGUUCUCUAUGUGUACCACUUGGAACUGAGUGGUGAUAAUCAAGACUUCAGAAUGUUUGCAAAGAAUCUUCAAAGAUGUCAAUCCUUAAAAGAAGUGUGCUUCAUUGACUGUCAGAUAUCUUCGUCUGAUACCGAGCAGCCAACAAAUCCUCAAGAGAAUACUUAUCUGUUCGACCCCAUUGCACAUGUACUGGGUAGCCUACCAUCGCUUCAGGUUGCAGCCAUAUGGGCCAAUGAUCUAGGUCAAUUAACUCCACAGUCACUGGAAAAGAUCUGCGGGUCAUCGUCCAUUGAAAGGUUGAUGAUUCUAGGUUUCGAAGUCGACGAUCAACAAGCAUCUGUCAUCUUUCAAGCUUUGGCUAGGAACCAGAGAUUAAGACGGUUGAAUCUCUCCUGCCACUUGGGCGCUCAGGCUUGUAGACGCCUCUCCCAAAUGUUGCAAAAUAACACAACACUUGAAAAGAUAAAGCUUGACGUUGAGAACACGGUGAAAAGCCGCAAGGAUAUGGUGGAGAUUGCAGGAGGCCUUGCCUUGAACCCAACACUCAACUACUUUCGGCUUGCUGGUCAAUGUAGUAUUGGUCGGAAAGAGGUGGUGGAAAAGGCGUUUGAGUCUGCCCUGGAACGAAAUCUUUCCUUGACAGCAUUUACCCUUUUGGACAGCGGCAUCCAUACGCCCAAGAUGGAGUUUUUCCUCAAGCUGAAUCGAAGCGACAGACGCUCUCUUCAGCAACGCGAGUCGAUGGAGAGGGGGCCGUGGAUCAAGGCGCUGGCAGCGUCUGGGGGCGAUAUUGAUUGCAUCUUUUACUUCCUGUCAGCUAAUCCAUCCCUCUUCAUGCUAUGA
Seminavis robusta is the source of this 1158-nucleotide messenger RNA. The record is from the annotation of a GenBank genome assembly. NCBI's taxonomy places the organism in Eukaryota, Bacillariophyta, Bacillariophyceae, Naviculales, Naviculaceae.